AUGAUAAAGAAGGAGAUCUUGUACGGUGGCUUCGCCCUUAUCUGCUUGCUUGUCUACUACAAGCUCGAGGCUCCAGCAAAUGCAGCAUAUGACUAUUGGCUGACCUUGGCAGCAGGUUUGCAGGUCCUUGGCUUUGCGAUGUUGGCCAUGGAUACCAGCAGCAGUGCGGCAGAGGGCCUCAGUGAGAAGACACUUUGGGCCUUUAUCAUUGCGCACGUGACGCGCAUUUCGACCACCGUUUGGGGCGAAGGCUAUAUCCCGGAGGACAACACUGGCGAUGUCUUCUUGUACCAAGGCCUGGAAUUGCUGGGCGUGGCCAUCGUGGUCUUUCAGGUGAUGCGCCUCACAGCUGUUCGCAGUACCCAGGACGUGGGGCAGGGCAUCGAACGAUGGAGCCAAGUCAUCGCCAUGUGCGCGGUUUCGGCCGUGCUGGCGUACUUUACCAAGAGCACGGGACAUGACGACUACUGGGCUGACCUCAGCUGGAUGUUCUCAACGUGGUUGGAGGCCUUUGCACUGGGUCCACAGGUCUACCUAUUGGUGACGGGUGCUUGCUAUGUGGACGAAAGUGCUGCUCACUUCGCUGGGCUCACAUUGGGCUCGGCCGUAGUCUUCACCGCCUUCUGGGGCCGAGUGACCAGAGACAGGUAUCGAGAGUUUGACCAGGAUGGCGAUCAUACGUUCUUUCAUGCCAUCCUUACCGCCUGCUUCAUUCGUGUGGCCCUGUGCACCACCUAUGUGUAUCUCUUCACCAAGCAGACAAAGAAGAGGCCUGACUAUGAGCUUUGCGCCCAUGACGAGCUCUGA
Messenger RNA from Cladocopium goreaui, 807 nucleotides. NCBI's taxonomy places the organism in Eukaryota, Dinophyceae, Suessiales, Symbiodiniaceae. The record is from the annotation of a GenBank genome assembly.